Molecule: messenger RNA, 1599 nt
Organism: Tinamus guttatus (white-throated tinamou)
Lineage: Eukaryota; Metazoa; Chordata; Aves; Tinamiformes; Tinamidae
Source: RefSeq, a predicted model, not a curated record
AUGAGCUGUGGCUCCAAGCAGCCCUCCAAGAGCUGCCUGCGCAGCAGCGGCGGCGGCGCCGGCUCCUCCCGGAGGAUGAGCGCAGGCUGCUACGGAGGGGGGAUGAGCGGUGGUGGCUACGGAGCGGGAAUGGGCUCCGCUGCCGCGGGAGGAGGCUUUGGAGCAGGCGGCAGUGGCUUUGGUGGUGGUUAUGGAGGCAGCUUUGGUGGAGGCCAGGGUGGUUUCAGCGGCGGUGGCUUCGGUGGAGGGAGCUUGGGGCUCCUCUCCAGCGACGAGAAGCUGACCAUGCAGAACCUCAAUGACCGCCUGGCUUCCUACAUGGAUACGGUCAGAAAUUUAGAAAGGGAAAAUGCUCAGCUUGAGCAGUUAAUCAGGGAGUGGUACCAGAAGCAAGGUCCUACUGGUACCAAGGACUACAGCCACUACUACGAAACCAUUGAAGGCCUUCAGAAUCAGCUUGUGACCGCAGCCGUGGAAACUAACAGGAUCCUUCUGGACCUGGAUAACACUCGCAUGACCGCCGAAGACUUCAGGAUGAAGUACGAGACGGAGUCGGGUCUGCGGCAGAGCGUGGAGGCCGAUAUUAAUGCGCUGCGGCCCAUGCUGGACAACCUGACCCUGGGCAAGUCUGACCUGGAAAUGCAGUUUGAGUCCCUCAAGGAGGAGCUGAUCGGCCUCAAGAAGGACCAUGAGGAGGAAAUGAGAUCAUUGCAAGCACAGUCCGGUGGUGACGUGAACGUGGAAGUCAAUGCUGCUCCGGGAGAGGAUCUCCUGAAAAAACUGAAUGAUAUGAGACAAGAAUAUGAAAGAGUUAUCCAGAAAAACCGCGAAGAGGUUGAAAGUUGGUACGAAAGCAAGAUCGAGGAGGUGAGUCAACAAGUCCACUCAAGUGGCCAGGAGAUACAGUCAAGCAACCAGCAGGUCUCUGAGCUGCGCCGGCAAUACCAGAGCCUGGAGAUCGAGCUGCAGUCGCAGCUCAGCAUGGUGGACUCUCUGCAGUCCAACCUGGAGGACACCGAGCGCCGCUACAACCUGCAGCUGCAGCAGAUCCAGGCCAUGAUCGGCCCCUUGGAGGAGGAGCUGGCCAGCAUCCGCUGCGAGAUGGAGAGCCAGAACGAGGAGUACAAGAUGCUGCUGGGCAUCAAGACCCGCCUGGAGCAGGAGAUCGCGCAGUACCGGGCCCUGCUGCACGAGGGACAGCAGAAUAUCACCAGCUCAGGAGAAGGAGUUGGUGGCGGCUCUGCCAGAGGAGGAAGCCAUGGAGGAACCGGCGGCUCUUCUGGAAAAGGAAGCCACGGAGGAGGAAGCAGUUGGUGCUGGGGUAGAGGAAGCAGCGGGAAAAGAUCCGUGGAGGAAAGCCAUGGAAGCGGAGGAGAGAGCGGAGCAAGAAGUGGCGGGGGCGGCGGCAGCGCCGGGGGGGGACGGGGCAAGCCCUGCCUCUCCCACUCCUCAUCUUCCGGCAGCUCCGGCGAAAACCAAGGAGGCUCCUCGAAGCUCUGCCUGGAAGGGAAUACACUGGAUAGAGGAGCAACAAUGGAAGAAGUGACUGAAGCCAUAAAAACCAUGAAGUCGGGGAGUUUUAGGAAGUCGGAGAAGUGA